Messenger RNA from Westerdykella ornata, 990 nucleotides. RefSeq lists its product as uncharacterized. Lineage: Eukaryota; Fungi; Ascomycota; Dothideomycetes; Pleosporales; Sporormiaceae. The annotation marks the transcript as partial. The transcript has a single exon. The record is from RefSeq and is a predicted model, not a curated record.
UGUCAUGGACCUUAUUUCAGCUUCUACAACCGAGCAGGGCCUUCACUGAGUUAUCAGCGCCUCGACCCUGCCUUGUAUCCAGGUACUCAGAGUCCUCAUCUUCAUUCUUUUGAUGGUGGAAACGCUCUUGCUGCCUCCAUGGGACCGGGUGCCGCCCAAAGCUCUUCUUGCACAACUGCCCGCAUCAAACCCGAUAAGAGCAUAUACUGGCGCCCGACCUUGUACUGGAACGGCAACAACACUGGCUUCUAUCGUGUCCCGGACAGAUUCGUCAAGCUGUAUUAUAAAUUCAUGGACGGCCUGGACCAUGCCAACGUCACCGAAUUCCCAGAGAGUUUCUCCAUGAUUGCUGGCGACCCAUUCAAACGUUCGGACGACGGCAACAACCCUGCAGGUGUGAAAUGGGCCUGCUUGGGCGAGAAUUUCGCUCGAGUUGACUCCGCCGGUUUCCCUAAAGGGAUAACAUCCUGCACACAAGGACUCUUCAGUGAGCUCACCUUCCCAGCUUGCUGGAAUGGCAAAGAUAUCGAUCCCGCAAACCCCCAUGCUCAUAUGGCAUACCCUUCUGCGGACGGGAAAAACAUCGAAGCGUGUCCUGAGACCCAUCGUGCGGCACGGUUCCCCACCAUCUUGGCAGAGUUUUGGUACGACACCUCCCCGUUUGAUGGCCACUAUACUGCGGAGGACAACCCAUGGGUGCUGUCGAAUGGGGACCCCACGGGCCUGGGUUUCCACGCUGACUUUCUCAACGGUUGGGUCAAAGGCGUCCUCAGUAAAGCUAUGGCUGCGGAUGGCUACUGCAAAUGCGGUUGCGGUUGUGCUCAACAAGAUAUUGAGCAAUGUUUCGGAACUGAGAAUGUGAACAGGAAUGAAGAUGAAGAGUUCGUGGCUUGCUCGGCAAAGGCAUCCGAAUAUCCUCCAGAGAACCAGUCACCCGUGGAUAAGCUGCCGGGUUGCAAUCCCAUCCAACCUGGGCCUGCACGAGCGACA